AUGGUGAAGAGGAUCCUGGACGUCUUCCUCGUCAGCUCGACCCUAACCGGUGGGGUUGUCGCGCAAUGCGCAACAGCGAACGCCAGCCAGGUUGACUUAAGUUGGCAUGCACCGAAUGCAACCAGUAUCAAUGAUCUCAAGUCAGUCAUCAAUGGAACAGGUGUAUAUGGUUUCAUCUUCAACUCGUCAGAGACGCCCAUCACCUCUGGGUAUGAAAAGUACAACUGGUGCAACAUGCCACACGUCAGACGCCAGGAGUAUAUCAUGCCUCCGAGUGAGUUUAAGCUUGAAUUCGUCGAAGUGAUCCACCGACAUCACAAACGUACUCCAUAUGCGUCCAACACAUUCCCCCACGAGACGUACUCAUGGUCAUGCGAUGAUGCAGCACUGUUCUACUACGGCACGCCGCGUCCAGAUGGCACUUCCGCACAGAUAACUUGGCAGGUUACCACAUCGGACUCAAACCCGCUCGCACCAGAGGGCUUCAAUGGGACAUGCCAGUUCCCUCAAAUUUCCGGCCAAGGUUUGAACGAUUCACGCCAGCACGGCAAGGAUCUCUUCGGCGUCUAUCGCGAUCUCCUGAAUUUCAUCCCUGCAGAAUACGAUCCCAAGAAAGUGGGCUACCGCGUAACGAACAACGUCAUAACCUCACAAGUAAUCGGGCAAGUCAUUGAAGGGCAGUAUCCAAGUUUGACAAACUCGCCAAUCGGCGUCAGUAUUCAACCAAACUCAAUCGACUCCCUUGAACCGGCGUACGCAUGCGACGCCGCCGAUGACCUCCGUUCGUCAUACGGCGUUGGUAGCCACGCUGCAAAUUGGACACUUCAUUUGAACGAGUCGAAACCUCUGUUCGCCAAACUCGACUCCGUCUCCGGCGUGAAUGUCUCCAACAAGGACUGGCACAACUGGUUCGACCACUAUUUCGACAACCUGUCGGCAAGACUAUGUCAUCAGAAACCACUGCCUUGUGAAGCGGGGAAUGCAUCCAACUGCAUCACUCAGGAAGAUGCCGACGCCGUGUUCCGCCGCGGACAAUACGAGUAUAGUUUCAUCUAUCGAGAUGCGCCACAGUCGUUGGCAGCGAGUACUGCGGGGUUCGGGAUCUGGAUGGCGGAGCUGGCGAGUCAUCUUAGAAAUAUUGUGAAUGGGACCAACGACGGCGUCAUAUUUCGACAUAACGUCGCGCACGACGGGUCCAUCUCGAGAUUGCUGUCCAUCCUCCAGGUAGACGUGAUGGUGUGGCCUGGCAUGGGCAGUGAAGUGGUUUUUGAGCUGUACAGUCGCAGGGGAUGUUAUUUCUUGAGAGUCUUGUUUGGAGGACAGGUCCUCAGGAGUUCGAAUCCUAGCCUUGCGCGGUUGGAUCUCAUCCCUGUGCAAACUUUUCUGGCUUAUGUGGACGGUCUGGUUGGGGUCAAGGCGUCGAAGAUUCCUGGGUUGUGCAAGGAGUAA
Exophiala bonariae is the source of this 1449-nucleotide messenger RNA. RefSeq lists its product as uncharacterized. The transcript has 2 exons. The record is from RefSeq and is a predicted model, not a curated record. Gene Ontology annotation, molecular function: phosphatase activity. Lineage: Eukaryota; Fungi; Ascomycota; Eurotiomycetes; Chaetothyriales; Herpotrichiellaceae. Gene Ontology annotation, biological process: dephosphorylation. The coding region runs from base 1 to 1449 and encodes 482 amino acids.